Messenger RNA from Pungitius pungitius (ninespine stickleback), 4196 nucleotides. RefSeq names its product cysteinyl leukotriene receptor 2-like. The transcript has 2 exons. Gene Ontology annotation, cellular component: membrane. Gene Ontology annotation, molecular function: G protein-coupled receptor activity. The record is from RefSeq and is a predicted model, not a curated record. Gene Ontology annotation, biological process: G protein-coupled receptor signaling pathway. Bases 1 to 1839 code for a protein of 612 amino acids. Lineage: Eukaryota; Metazoa; Chordata; Actinopteri; Perciformes; Gasterosteidae.
AUGGAGUCUUCUGUCGAAAAGCACGCCGUUGCCGCUGCUUAUUCUCUUUUUUUCAUUUUGGGCUUCCCGGCCAACUGCCUGUCUCUGUUUGUAGCCUGGAUGCUGAUGAGAAAGGGGAAGAGCAUCGCAGUCUACCUCUUCAACCUGUCCAUCUGUGACCUGCUCUACACAAUUUCUCUACCCGUGUGGAUUGAGCUGUCUCUGGGGAGGCCUGCGGGGGAUCUGUGCAGCUUGUUGGCUGUGAUCAUGAACAACAGCUUCUACGUCGGCUCGGGCCUCCUCUGCUGCAUCUCCGUCGAUCGCUACCUGGCGGUGGUUUAUCCUCUCCACUGUCACCGGGUUCGAGAGGUGCGGACAGCCGCCGUUGCGUGCAUUGCCGUUUGGAGUUUGGAGAUCGCCAUCCACACCGUCCUGCUUAACCACACGGGGGCGCUGGUAGCUUUCUCCUCGAGCGCCUUGUGUGACGGGACAAUGCCCAUGAGACCAGAAGAUGCCGACCUCGCCCUGACUCGAGUCACUCUGGGGUUCUUGCUCCCCGUUUUCAUCAUGGUGUUUUGUUUUCAGCAGAUCAUGCGGUCUCUCCAACGGAGCACCUCCAUCCUGAAAGGGGAGCGCAAUCGAGUGGGGCACCUGUUGUUUUUCCUUCUUCUGACCUACGUAGUGGCCUUUAUGCCCUACCAGACUGUCAUGCUGCUGAGGGCCAUACUGGAGCCUGGGGCCUGCAGCUGGGCCACGAGGCUCAGAGAUCCGUACCUGAUAACAGUUACCAUGACCACCAUCAACAGUACUCUGGAUCCCAUCAUCUACUGUUUGAUCAGUGAGAGCGCCCAGAACGAGAUAAAGGACGCUCUAGGGAAAUGUCGGGGACUUUUGAGCGCCACAUCUGCAAUGGAAAACGAAACACUGGGCACAAACUAUUCACAAUGUUACUUCCCUGAAAGUUUAUCCAGGAAGAGGGCGUUUCUGUUUUUCUACCUGGCCUUAAUCAUCACCGCCAUCCCUUCCAACGCUUUCUUCCUCUAUGUGUCGUGGCAGCACAUUAGACAGAAAAACGGGCUCGGUGUGUAUCUGUUCAAUUUGGCCCUGAGUGACCUGGCCUUCACUAUGGGCCUUUCCCUGUGGCUGGACUUCCUGUGGAAAGGAGUCUGGGUCCACGGCGGCUACGUGUGUGUGCUAUCCGUCUAUUCUCUGUUCACUAACUUUUACACCAGUGAUGCGCUCCUCUGCUGCAUUGCUGUAGACCGCUACCUGGCAGUGGUUCACCCCUUAAAGUACACUUCCCUGAGGAAAGUUGGCACCGCGGCGGGGGUCAGCGCGGCCACGUGGGUGUCGGUGUUCUCGUUCAACGCCAGCACCAUCACGUGGGGGGACUCGUACCGGGAAAACGACACGUUCUCAGUGUGCUUUGAUAUCUUCCUCCCGAUGUCGAAGAACUUGGCUCGGGUCAACGUAGCACGCUUCGUCCUGGGCUUUGUCGUUCCCUUUGUCGUUGGGGUGUUUUCCACCUGGGGGAUCAGCAAGGCGGUGAAAUCCAACCAGGCCACUGAGGAACAGGAGCGUAAACGCAUUCGGAAGCUGCUGACAUUAGUUCUGCUCUGCCUUUUGUUCUUCUUCGGACCCAUCCACGUCAUGAUGCUCCUUCUUACAGCAGUGGACGACUGCAGGACUCUCGCAUGGCUCUUUUAUCCGUACAAGAUCAGCACUGCUAUCUCGAGCCUCAACUGCCUUGCAGACCCGUUCAUUUACUGCUUCAUUACUAGAACGGGGAAGGAGAAUGUCAAUCAACUUAUUCUCUUCUUUAAGAUAAAGAGGAAGCGCAGAGAUGAAAAUGCAGUGUAAAUUCAAAUAAAGAACAGGACUAAAUAAUGUAGUUAGUAAAACAAACAUUUCAGCUUUAUGGUGAUGCAUUUUCUGGGAGGUUUCUAAAUAGAAAGAAGUAGGCGGAUAUCUCAUAUCCACAAGCUCUGGGAUUUAUCAAUGCGCUGUACGAUGAUGAAUCUGUUAUGUCAUGCUAUUUGUAUUUUUGAUCAGACAGGUGUGAUUUAGAUGUGAAAGGAAGGAUGAAGGACGCAAAGGACACAGACAAAAAGGAUGUCUGCCUUCUCACAAUCCUAAUUUCCUGGUGUUUCAAUUGUGGCUGACCAAAAGUGGACACCUGAAGCUCUCUAGUGGACAAUCAUGGAGGUGCAGCAAGAUGUUUACUGUACUGUUUACAUUUGGAAUAGUUGAUGAUUUCCAAUGAAUCAUUUGUUUUAUUACCAAACCCGCAGUAUUUUAUCAGAGCAAUCAAACACAAAACUGCUACUAUUGCCCCUCAAUAAAGAUAAAUCAACUUUGUAUAUUGACCAGCUUUAUAUCCCCAGAUGGCAGAAGAGUAAUAAUAAUGUUACCUACUCUUUGAAUUUUGUUAUUUGUUUUAUAUACUGUUGUAAAAAUGAAUAUAAGUUUCAUUGUAAGUGGACAAAAGGUCAGUGACCUCCUGAACUUGAAUUUGUGAACCAGCAUCUAGGUGUUUUUCCAAGGAAAUCGUGUUUUAUUGUCUAGCGGUAAACAAAGUUCCUCUUGUGCCUCCUUCUAUUAAGAAUGACAAUGCCAUCUCUCUCUCUCUUUGUUGGAUGUGGAGGUGACCAGUGGGAGCUCCAGUCCUCCCCUCCCCUGAAAAACCAAGGUUUGUCAUCUUGAAACCAAAGGAAGAAUCCUUCGAGAAGCUUUGAUGCAUGUCUUGUAUGUGUGUCAACUCUGUCCAUAACUGUCCAGUUUAAUGAUUUCACACUGGUGUUGAGUAAAUUUUUUCUAACAUAUACAUAAUAUGGCAACCUAUGAGGUGGGUGAUCCCUGCAUCUCAAGUUUUCUUAUAAAUUGUGUGACAUUUUGCCUUCAUAACAAAACAGAUGCAGGCAAGAAGGUGUUCUGCUCCAUGUGAGUCUCCUCCAUGUGAGUCCUUGCACUGACUAUUCUUCAAACUGUUCAUCCGUUCAUGUCAGAUAAUAUGCUUAAUUUAAUGCUGAACAAUCUGAAUCAGCAGAAGGUUGAAGCCGUGAAGCCCAUCUGAAUGCCCAUAUAACCUUCCACUGUCCUUGCCUCUGACACCCUUGUUUGUGUCAGUAAGUAAAGUACAGGUGCAUGGAGGGAUGGAGAUAAAUGAGUUUCACAUGGAUCUUGGCAGAGUUUCAGCAAUGGCACGCCUACGAGGGUCAGCUUUCUCUGCGGCAUUAAGAAUCAAUGCUUAUCUACAGUACACUGGUGGUCUGAUAGUAUGCACAUACAUUUAAGAUAAACCUGAUACUCGUUGGAAUAAAAAGGUUGAGUGCGAAAAUUACAAACUGAGUGGAUUCUUCAUUCAAGAGUCAAAGAGAAUUGGUGAAUUUUUUAGUUCUGACCAUAUUUUACCUGGCUCAUGUAACUGGACCUUGGUGUUUGCAUGCAAUCUGGGUAAUGUGUACAGAGGCCCCCAAAAAAUCCUGAAGAAAAUUGAGAAGAAGGAAAGAAAUGAGAAGUUUGCAAAUGUGUGAUAAUGAUAUUACAUAAUAUAUUUGUGAUGGAAUCUAUGAAUAGAAUUAAUGAAGUUUAGCUGUAUUUACAUUAUAGUUUUCUUUAUAAAACAAUAAACUAGAUUUGCUCCAGCAAAAAUAUCUUUACUGUAAUAUUUUCUAAUUUAUCCUUUCUUUAAUGCCGCCACUCAUUGUGUUUUGUCUAUUGCAAUGAUUUUUUUAUCUUAAUGUCAAAACACGAUUAAAUCAGCUUUUCACAGACAGCUCUGCCCAGCUGUCUCCCGGUCUAUAAUCCAGACUGUCAUACUGUUCUGUGGUUUCUUUCCCACUUGCCAGACGUGCGCAGUUGAACCCAGCCCCAACAACAGCUAUCUUUAGUCAUUGGAGAGCAGAGAUGCAGAGAGCUGUGUUUCACCGUGAUUCAUUCCCAGGCAUAAGAAUGUAAUGUUUUAUGACAAAAUUCAGGAAAUGUGAGAAAGCUUACGAUUAGAUUAUCUUUAGAGCACUUGUGAAGUAGGGACAACUAGAGUGUGUGCUCAUGCAUGCAGGGACAUACUCCGGGUGAGAGAGUUUGUUUUGUAAGCAGAAAUUCUUGCACACGUUUAUGAGAGUGUGCUCCUGGUCUCCUAAAAACAAGAUUACAACCACUCAUCAUCCCAUCAUACGACACAGUGUCUAAAAUCUGUGUACCUAACCUUGUGUACA